AUCUUAAACCAUUUUUUCUGGUUCAAGAUCCCAGCUCUUCUUGCAGGUCCUUUGCAGUUUUGUCAGCCUCAUACUAUAAUUUUAAUCAUUCAUCCGAUCCAACUUAUUAGUUACCUGUUAACUACCUAGUUAGCCAAUCUAAAAACUGCACAAUCUUUUACCUAUGGAUCGGUAACAAAUAUCGACACAAGAGAUACGCCCAAGAAUCUUCUUCCUAUCCCAUAACGAGAACCCAUACCAUCCCAUCUCAUCCCAUAUUCCCAAAACCCCCCAAAAUGGCAGACAAAUCCGCCGCCGCCGUCGUCCCAACCUCCCUCCUCCUCUCCACCAGCGUCGUGGUCUUCAUAUCCGGCUUCCUGCUGGGCAUGUACUCGGUGCGCGGGUACCUGUUCAUCUCGCCGGCCCUGGCCUCCCAGCGCGCGGGCAACUUCAACGACCCCCUCGAGAGCGAGGAGUCCGACAUCGACGACGACACCGUCCUCGACCACGCCCCCAACUGGGCCAACGGCGAGGACGCCGACCGCAGGGACGGGCUCAAGGCCUCCCAGCCGCCGAACAGGCCGAACAAGAACAAGACGGCUCCCCAGCAGCAACAAACCGUAGCCGAAGGGUCCGCAGACGAGGAGUGCAAGCUAGUCCUGGUCGUACGAACAGAUCUCGGCAUGACGAAAGGCAAAAUCGCAGCGCAAUGCUCCCACGCGACCCUCGCCUGCUACAAGACGCUCUCGCGCGCCGCGCAGCGCAACCCGUCCUCGCCCGAAGCGCGCCUGCUCCAGCGCUGGGAGCGCCGGGGCCAGGCCAAGAUCGCCGUGCAGGUGAAGUCGGAGGGCGAGCUGCGGGAGCUGCGGGCCAAGGCGCGCGGCCUCGGCCUCACCGCCGAGGUCAUCCAGGACGCCGGCCGCACCCAGAUCGACCCCGGCAGCCUCACCGUCUUGGGCGUCGGCCCCGCCCCCAAGAGCCUCGUCGACAGCGUCACCGGUUCGCUCAAGCUGUUAUGAUAUAUGAUCGGGGGGGUGGGGAUGGGUUACUACCUAGGUACAUAGGGCUUAAUCUUUCAUGACGCGAACAUGGUCGGCAAUGCAUAUCACCGAAGCAAAUAUCAGUUAGACAGGUUAGAGGUAGGCAUAUAGACGUGGGUAAUACGGGCAGGGCAGUAUGAACUACAUUAAGGAGCGCGAAAUAUACCCGCAGCCGCAGGCGGACACCCAUCAUCGGAUUGCUUAUAAAAGUGCAUAUAGGUUGGAGUUACAACACCAAGUCGGGUUAUGAUUUUUUUUUCUUUCGCGGUUUUAUUAAUUUCCCUCUCCCCUAAGUUGUAAGGCUCGGACCUGAUUUACAAAGUGAAGAAGCUCUAAGUCUUCCAAUUACA
This is a messenger RNA of Daldinia caldariorum, 1369 nucleotides long. RefSeq names its product PTH2-domain-containing protein. The coding region runs from base 276 to 998 and encodes 240 amino acids. The record is from RefSeq and is a predicted model, not a curated record. Gene Ontology annotation, cellular component: mitochondrion; cytosol. Gene Ontology annotation, molecular function: peptidyl-tRNA hydrolase activity. The transcript is spliced from 2 exons. NCBI's taxonomy places the organism in Eukaryota, Fungi, Ascomycota, Sordariomycetes, Xylariales, Hypoxylaceae.